AGGAAAAUAAGAAAGUGAAAUGUCUUGGCUAGCUAGAUCCAUUGCGAACUCUCUCAGGCUCGAUGAUGAUGAUGAUGACGCCGGCGAUGAGAACAAUGCCGUGGAUUCAGGACGACCGAUCGAUUCAAAAUCGCACCAAUCAUCGCCGUCACAUUCCAAUCCUCCAUCGUCAACGGGUUCCGACUCUCCGCGCGGAGUCAAAGAGGACCUGUCGGUGCUUACCAAAUCCCUAAGCCGGCAGUUCUGGGGCGUGGCGUCGUUCCUCGCCCCGCCUCCUUCUGAGCCGUCUAAUCAAUCCGAGCUUGAUCGGUCAUCCGAUCCAGAGGCCUCUGAUCAAGAUGUGCUGGGGGGAAUCCGUAGUGAUUUUGCCGAGAUUGGCGGGAGAUUCAGGACCGGGAUCUCGAAGCUCUCGAACAAUAUCGCGGUCUCGGAGAUUACUAAAAUUGCAUCGAAUUUCCUACAGUUUGGAUCAGAGGAGGAGAGUCUGGAUAAGUACAAGGAUGGAAAUGUUGUUGGUGUGACCGAGGAGGUGGUCUCGUUCGCCAGGGACAUUGCAAUGCAUCCGAGGACUUGGCUGGAUUUUCCUGUCCCUGACCAUGCUGACUUUGAUGAUUUCGACAUGUCUGAUGCACAACAAGAUCAUGCUCUGGCUGUUGAACAUCUUGCACCAAGAUUGGCUGCACUUAGGAUUGAACUUUGCCCAGAAUAUAUGAGUGAGGGUUGCUUUUGGAAGAUCUAUUUUGUACUUUUACACCCUAGACUCAAUAACCAUGAUGCAGAGCUUCUGUCAACUCCCCAAAUAGUGGAAGCAAGAGCCCUUUUGUCUCAAGGGGUACAGAGCCGAUUAACAGUAAAUCUAGGACGAGAUCAGUCUGGAAUUGUCACAUCUAAUGGAACUGCUCUUAAACCACUUCAGGAGUCUCUUUCUAUGCCUUCCACUCAAUUUGAGUCAGCACCACCCAAGAUAUCUGGGACUGAAAUGGCGCCCUUAAGCACAGCUGUGGAAAUCGAAACAGAGAAGCAUCCAGUUCAGACUACUGAGAUGCCAGUUGUUGACAAAUCUGUUAUUGAGGAACAGCCUGUAAGGCAGACCAAAUAUCAACAUUCAGUGGCUGGUCCUCCUCCUGUAGUUUUGGAUGAGCAAUUUGAUGAAGAUGGUGAUGACUGGUUAAAAGAGGAAACUUCAGAAGUAGUUGGCUCUAGUAAUACAACAAUUCCAAUUGGAAAUGACGAGGAUGUUUCAUUUAGCGAUCUGGAAGAUGAUGAUGGAGAUGUGCCCACAAGUUACAAGAAAGUGACAUCUGGCUCUGAUUCUUCAAUAAAGGACUCACCAGAUUGGGUUCAACUUGGCACAAGCUCUGGUGACUCAAUUAAGGAUGUCAGCUGUGUAGGUGAAAAAGGUGCUGGCGCUGAGCAGGUAAGUGCUUGUAACUCUGAAACCAAAGAAUCCAACGACUGGCUUGAUAUUGAAGAGAUUAUAUGAAAUAAGGAUGACACCAUAAAACUAAAACCCUCUAAGAUGCUUAUGUUCUUCAUUCCUUCUGCUUAUAUCAACUUUGUGAAUAUCUGUUGUUGCUUUUCUCCGGUAACCGUAUAUUUGUACAUAAAGCCCAGUCAAACUCAGAUAAUUAUGUACACAUAACAUUGUAUCCAUCUACUAUUUGAAAGUUUCUUUUAUUAAGUUCUACAUAUGCUGUGUCAUUGCUGCUCGAUUAUUAAUAUAAACGGUAAGGAUGA
Molecule: messenger RNA, 1737 nt
Organism: Rubroshorea leprosula
Lineage: Eukaryota; Viridiplantae; Streptophyta; Magnoliopsida; Malvales; Dipterocarpaceae
Source: the annotation of a GenBank genome assembly